AUGCCUCAAGAGCUCAACUCGGUUAUUCAACCAUGCAAUAAUUUAACACCCGAAGUCGGUGAAAACGUCGACCUAGGUUCGCUCAAGUGUCCUACCUCUGAUGCAGUGAUCUAUGAUCAAAAGAGAGUUGCCGGGGGUAACAGAUCACAUAAGAAAAAAGGAAUGGAUGAACUCAAGCACGAAUUAUUCAAUCCCCCUUUGGAAUCAGAUACAAUGCCUGAACUCGAGAAACUUUACUCCUCACACUUUACACCUUCUCUGAAAGAUCCAUUAUAUCACAAAAAUAACCACUCUGUGACUGUCUUCAGUAAUACAGAUACUUUGAACCCAUCCCACCCAACACAUACAAAAUUUACUACUUGGCAUAAGCCAGUAUGUCACCUUAUACCAGCUCCACUAAAAUGCCGAAAAUACAGUAUAAGCUAA
This is a messenger RNA of Ambispora leptoticha, 426 nucleotides long. The record is from the annotation of a GenBank genome assembly. NCBI's taxonomy places the organism in Eukaryota, Fungi, Glomeromycota, Glomeromycetes, Archaeosporales, Ambisporaceae.